AUGGCCAAUGUCUCAGGAAAUGCACCUUCCAAUGAAACCAGCAAAUCUUCGAAAAUAGAUGUGCCCCAAUCAGCUCAACCUGCAUUUCCUAAUACACGAUGGAUGGAUGUAACAACAGAUUUGUCACGUAAUCCGGGUGUAUUUGACGAUGUAUUCAAGAAAAUAAAGGAUUUAAUGCCACCAGCAUUCGAAGGUGCUAAACUAUCGGUUACUAAAAUGCUAAGUAGUCAUUUUCAAGUUAGCCAUUCAAUGACAUUAAGCAGUGGAUCGAAUAGUGGUUAUAAAUUUGGAGCAAAUUACCUUGGUACACAACUUUAUUCCCAAUCCGAAGUAUUUCCUGUUAUUUUGGGUGAUGUGGAUCCGAAUGGAAAUGCCAGUGCUCAAAUAAUUCAUCAAUGGAGUGAUAAACUUCGCACACGUAUAUUAGCACAAGUACAAUCAUUGAAAAUGGCAGGUUAUCAAUUGUCGAUGGAUUAUCGAACUCAAUUUACAACAACAACCGUAACAUUAGCAAACGUUGACUUAUUUAGUAGCUCUGGUAUCGCUGUUUUGCAGCAUUUAACACGCGUAACAAAAAACUUAGACAUUGGUGCUGAACUUCUUUAUCAAGCCAAUCUGAUGAUACCUGGCGGCCAUAUUGGUAUAACUAGUUUUGUUUCUAGAUAUCGAGGUCUCGAUUGGUUUACUGCUCUUAAGCUAAGUCCAGCAGGUGUUUUUAAUGUUGGCUAUUUUCAUCAAAAAUCAAACAGUCCAUUACAGUUAGGAGUCGAAUUCGAAACAUCGCUUGCAGUCAAAGAAACUUCUGCAACAUUUUCAUAUCAAUAUGAUCUAACAAAAGCUAAUACAACUUUUCGUGGUAUGCUCGAUACGAACGGUCUUGUAAGUGCUGUGAUCGAAAAACGUCUUGCACCAUUGCCAUUUACGUUCAUGUUAAGCAGUUCAUUAAAUCAUGCUAAAUCUGCCUAUCGUUUUGGCAUUGGUUUGCUUAUCGGUUAA
This is a messenger RNA of Rotaria socialis, 996 nucleotides long. The record is from the annotation of a GenBank genome assembly. Lineage: Eukaryota; Metazoa; Rotifera; Eurotatoria; Philodinida; Philodinidae.